UUGAAAUUCAAUUCACCCAACGACAACACAAACAACAUGGAAGCUAUGUUCUGAAUGUGUGGAUGGCUUUCUGUGAACUAACCAUGAUUACAUCGUCAUAAAAUAUAGCCUCAUUUGAAAGACUGGCUCAUUCUGAGCCUGCUAUUCUGAAGGAAGAUAUAGUGACUUUCUCAGUAUGAACAGCUUGUCAUUCUCCGAACUUUGCUGCCUGUUUUGUUGUCCACCAUGUCCGUCAUCCAUUGCCUCAAAACUGGCCUUCCUCCCUCCAGAGCCAACAUAUACGAUGCAAGAACUCGGCGAUGGUACCUGGGCUCUUCACCUCAGUGAACGUGCCGAAUGGCAAUAUGGACAGAGGGAGUUAGAUUGGAUAGAAGUCUUUAAGACAAGAAGCAAUCGAGGAAAUCAGGUGGCUUGUAUGUACGUAAGAUGCUCAUCAACUGCGCGCUUUACGAUUAUCUUCAGCCAUGGCAAUGCAGUCGAUCUAGGGCAAAUGAGCAGUUUUUAUGUUGGACUCGGAAUGCGGAUAAACUGCAAUAUCUUUUCUUACGACUAUUCUGGGUAUGGGGCAAGCACCGGGAAACCAUCAGAGAAGAACAUUUAUUCUGAUAUUGAAGCGGCCUGGAGCGCUCUUCGCUCUAGGUACGGAAUCAGCCCUGAGAAUAUUAUUUUAUACGGGCAGAGUAUUGGAACUGUCCCCACUAUCGAUCUUGCCUCACACUUUGAAUGUGCUGGUGUAAUACUUCACUCACCGUUGACAUCUGGAAUGAGAGUUGCCUUUCCUGAUACAAAAAAGACAUAUUGCUUCGACGCAUUUCCUAGCAUUGAGAAAGUUUCAAAGGUUGUUUCUCCUGUCCUUGUCAUCCAUGGCACAGAAGAUGAAGUUAUUGACUUUUCCCAUGGUCUUGGAAUCUAUGAGCGAUGUCCGAGAGCAGUUGAACCACUCUGGGUUGAAGGGGCAGGACAUAAUGAUGUUGAGCUGUAUGGCCAAUAUCUUGAAAGGCUCAAGCAGUUUGUACAAUUUGAACUUGUAAUUGAAUAGGUUUACCUUGAAAAUUGCUAUCAAUGAAUAUUUUCUUUAUAAGGUGAUACAAAAUAGCCAUGUAUCUUGUACACCAUGCACCUAUAAAGGUAAUCAAGGGUACAAAGUACUUCAGUUCAUAAAAAAAUUGUGAUAUAAUGGUAAUUUUUCAAAUUUGCAGUCUAUUGGACGUUGUGGCAUAUUGAAGUAUAUAAUAUUCUUCUUACAUCUUUGCUUGAUAAAGAUGUUUCUUUUUUCCUCGUGUAGGUUUGAACAUUUGAGUUCAGUUUGUCUUUGCAUAAACUGUUUCAUUGACUGUUUUACCAUUGAUAACAUUAUGUGAUGUAUAUAUCAAAAUAUCUAACCAAUAAUUAACAGCAAAAGAACCUUUUGUGAUUAUGCAGGUCUUUUUUCUUCUGUUUAUCAGUCUUUAAAUGGUCAAUAAUCCCAUCUUUACACUUACUGACUUUUCAUCUCAUUAAUCCAGUCUGUCUUGUUGUUGUUUUACCUUGGAGGAUGUUUAUGUUUAUUGAAUUUCUGAUUGAUGUAAGUGUAAAAACCCCUUGAAUCUUCUUUUAUGAAAUCACUGUAAGGUUUCUGUUUGACAUUUUAGACUUUUAGUAUUUUCCAACUUUCUACAUCUCAUUGUUUUAGAAAAACCAUGCACUUUCCUUCAGAUUUUAAAUGAUCAAUUUUCUGAAUAAUUCAACUAGAGCCAAUUAUUUUUGAAGAGCCUGUUUGGAUUUUGUGACUUGGAGACAGAAAACUGGUCCUCCUUCUCCCCCCAGUAAUACAUUUAAUUAUAAUCCAUAAAAAUGUGUUUAGUAUCUUCUAGAAAAUGAAUUUUUCAUUUACCUGUUGCUGCAACCAGUUUUUACAUUAUUGAAAAUGAUCCCAACUAAUGCCACAAAUUAUACUUUAGAAGAAACAAUUUUUGAUAAUUACCUGGAAAGUGCAUGUCUGAUAAUUUUAGCAAUACCUGUUAAUGUUGCAGUUGUUUGUAGUAAAUUAGUUUGUUUUCUAUUUUUGUGUUUUAUUGAUUUUUGCAAUAUGCUGCUGGUGCUACUGUUAAGCAGAAAACAUAUUUUCCGAUAAAAUUAUAAUCACGCACAAGGUUAAUAGUUGUAAGACAGAAUUCUUCCCUCCUUGAGAUUUCUUUGUUGAUCACUGAUAUCUGGAUCAGCAUUUCUAACUUUAAGCAUGAACUGUUGUUUUGCUUUUGCAAGAUACUCCCAUAACAAUAUUUUGGGAUUAUUUUAGCUUUAGAACAGUUUUCAAAUUUGCACAGAAGUUAACCACCAAUUAUAUAAUUCUAAGAAUUUUUACACUGCCGUCUGUUAACCCUCAAGGUAUUUUCUGGCCAAUCUUCUCUAAAAAUCUUUAGGAAUUGACUGCAUGCUGAUACUCCAUUAGGUAAUAUCAGUCAUUGGGAAGUUCCGUUUCCUAUUUUGUACCUUGUUCUGUAAGCUGUUAGAUGUCAAACUAUGAGAGAUAAUGUGUAUGUGGAUCUUGAUUUUCAAUUCUGUUUAGCCAUGUGUCCUAUCUAUUACAGGUAGAAACUAAAUUUUAGACUUUUUGAUAUACUUAUAAAUGCAAAAUUGUGGAAGAUACAUUUUACUGUUA
Messenger RNA from Rhopilema esculentum, 2641 nucleotides. Its product is annotated as alpha/beta hydrolase domain-containing protein 17C. Gene Ontology annotation, biological process: protein depalmitoylation. Gene Ontology annotation, cellular component: plasma membrane; endosome membrane. Gene Ontology annotation, molecular function: palmitoyl-(protein) hydrolase activity. Lineage: Eukaryota; Metazoa; Cnidaria; Scyphozoa; Rhizostomeae; Rhizostomatidae. The record is from RefSeq and is a predicted model, not a curated record.